GUGAUCAGAAUAUUUUACAUGGCAUCGCCCAGCAACUACUCCACUGCUCCAGUCUCUGAAUUCUUCCUCAUCUGCUUCCCUAACUACCAGAGUUGGCAGCACUGGCUGUCCCUGCCCCUCAGCCUCCUCUUCCUUUUGGCCAUGGGGGCGAACACCACCCUCCUGAUCACCAUCCGGCUGGAGGCUUCACUGCACGAGCCCAUGUACUACUUGCUCAGCCUCCUCUCUCUGCUGGACAUGGUGCUUUGCCUCACCGUCAUCCCCAAAGUCCUGGCCAUGUUCUGGUUUGACAACAAAUCUAUUAGUUUCUCUGGAUGCUUCCUCCAGAUGUUCAUCAUGAAUAGUUUCUUGACCAUGGAGUCCUGCACCUUCAUGGUCAUGGCCUAUGACCGCUAUGUGGCCAUCUGCCACCCCCUACGGUACCCAUCCAUCAUCACAGACCAAUUUGUGGCUAGGGCUGCCAUAUUUGUUGUGGCCCGGAAUGGCAUUCUUACCAUGCCUAUCCCAAUCCUUUCUUCCCGACUCAGAUACUGUGCAGAGAACAUCAUCAAGAACUGCAUCUGCACUAACCUAUCUGUGUCCAAACUCUCCUGUGAUGACAUUACCUUCAACCGGCUCUACCAGUUUGUGACAGGCUGGACUUUACUAGGUUCUGACCUCAUCCUUAUUGUUCUCUCCUACUCCUUCAUCCUGAGAGCUGUGCUAAGGAUCAAGGCUGAGGGUGCUGCGGCCAAGGCCCUGAGCACAUGCGGUUCCCACUUCAUCCUCAUCCUGUUCUUCAGCACAGUUCUGCUGGUUCUGGUCAUCACUAACCUGGCCAGGAAGAGAAUCCCCCCAGAUGUCCCCAUCCUGCUCAACAUCCUGCACCACCUGAUCCCCCCAGCUCUGAACCCCAUUGUUUAUGGCGUGAGAACCAAGGAGAUCAAGCAGGGAAUCCAGAAAUUGCUGAGGAGGCUGAAGAACUAA
Myotis lucifugus (little brown bat) is the source of this 966-nucleotide messenger RNA. Its product is annotated as olfactory receptor 56A4. Gene Ontology annotation, molecular function: olfactory receptor activity; G protein-coupled receptor activity. Gene Ontology annotation, biological process: G protein-coupled receptor signaling pathway. Gene Ontology annotation, cellular component: membrane. Lineage: Eukaryota; Metazoa; Chordata; Mammalia; Chiroptera; Vespertilionidae. Bases 19 to 966 code for a protein of 315 amino acids. The transcript has a single exon. The record is from RefSeq and is a predicted model, not a curated record.